AUGGAAGAGAAGAACAAGCGCAGGUUGCCACGAGAUAAUUUGUAUUUGUACUUAAAGAUGCAGUUUAAAGAGGAAGUUGGUGGUGUUGGAGAGGGUGAAUUGGAUCGGAUGGUGCAAGAGAAUAUAUAUUUGAGUGAAUUGAUAGACAGGACUGUCCACGGGUGCAAACGAUCUCCGAAUAGAGUGUGUAUGUUGUCAAUGGACGAGAUGAUGAUUGACCAAGAACAACAAUUACAACUUGAAUAA
Molecule: messenger RNA, 246 nt
Organism: Sphenostylis stenocarpa
Lineage: Eukaryota; Viridiplantae; Streptophyta; Magnoliopsida; Fabales; Fabaceae
Source: the annotation of a GenBank genome assembly